AGCCGUUUAAUGUUGAGGCGUACAAGGGCAAGCAGAUGCUGCUGGAAGGCACGAAGACUCGCAGCGCUCUGCAGACCGGAUACUUCGAUACUGGCUUCAAGCGAAUCAUGCUGCGGGCGGUAAUAGUAGUAGCUGAGAUAUCGCUGGCAUCUGGCGCCUGCAGUCACUACGGCACGUUCGCUGGUCCCGUGGAAGCGUUCAGCCCUGUCGUCGCCAAGCCACUGAACAAGGCGACACCUGCCGGCAGAAACAUCUUCACCGUACCGCCGAAGCGUGGUACAGGCUACGGGUCCACAGACCAGGUCCAGCACCGCAGUAAGUGUAUGGGCAGUGCCUUCCACCUCAACAUGCACCCGCGCGCCCUCUUCGACCUCAACCCAUACCACACCGACCGACCACUGGCGCCCCACCGCGACCGCCCCGAGUCGAAGCGUCACGUGACCCCCUUCCGACCCAGCAACCCGCCAAAGAAGGUAAGGGGAAGGGCGACAAAUCCAGAGAACGAAGAAUCACUUAAAGGAACGACAUCUUGGAGUCACCAUAGUCGCUUAAAGAGACGACAUCUUGGAGUCACCAUAGUCGCUUAA
Messenger RNA from Priapulus caudatus, 587 nucleotides. Its product is annotated as UPF0602 protein C4orf47 homolog. The transcript has 5 exons. Gene Ontology annotation, cellular component: centrosome. The annotation marks the transcript as partial. Lineage: Eukaryota; Metazoa; Priapulida; Priapulimorpha; Priapulimorphida; Priapulidae. The record is from RefSeq and is a predicted model, not a curated record.